This is a messenger RNA of Adineta ricciae, 1503 nucleotides long. The record is from the annotation of a GenBank genome assembly. Lineage: Eukaryota; Metazoa; Rotifera; Eurotatoria; Adinetida; Adinetidae.
AUGACUGCGAAACGACGAUUGAAACGAUAUAUACCAAAUCUUAGCGAACUUGAAUAUGAUUUACAAUGUGAAUGGGGUGCUGAAUGUCGCGUUCGAUUAAACGAUCUCAAGGAAUUCUAUAAGCAUUUAGAUGAACAUCUUUCGAACUAUAUCAAUCAAUAUCAAGCAGUACCACACUUAGCCUGUCAAUGGCGUAAUUGCGGUCAUGUCGAAGAAUUUGACAUCUCGUCCUUUAUUCGACACGUGAAAUUCCAUGGUUUUCAUACGAAAUUGAAAUAUUUGGGGAUGAAAACCUACGAACACAAUCAUCCAAAUAUUCCUCUAUGUCAAAAGUCGACAGAAAAUCGAAAUAUUAUUCCAGAUUUACCCGUUGAGUUUCGCUGUUCUUGGGGAGAUUGCCAAUACACCAACAGUCAUGCACAGCUUUUCUAUGAACAUGUUAAUCAACAUGCCGGUUCAGAUGUCUGUCGUUGGACAGGUUGCACACAUCGUCCUGAUAAAGCAUAUCGAAUUCGUGAGCAUAUACGACGGCAUACACAAGAGAAAACAAUCGCUUGUCCACAGUGUGGCUCCUUGUUUUCGUGUGGAGUCAAAUUUAUCGAGCAUUGUCAACUAUCCACCGAAGUCUCACCGAAAUUUCAAUGUGAAAAAUGUGCCCAACAGUUCCAGUCGAAAUCUCUCCUUCAAAAGCAUCUCAACAAACACACUACGAAACAUGCGUGUCCUUACUGCACACAAGUAUUUGCGACCCCAUCGGGAGUGAAGCGACAUAUUAUCUAUCGUCACACUGAUAUCAAAUAUUUUCAAUGUCCGGAUUGUUCACUCUCUUUUAAAUGUGCAAAUAGUCUUACUGUUCAUCGGCGUCGUUUGCAUUUACUUCCAUUGCUGGACAAACUCAACGACGUAGACAAUCGUGAAAAGGAACAGAUGAAAAGUUCUGAUGAUAAACAAGAACGGCAAUACAAGUAUGCUUGUCAUCUAUGUGAACGACGUUUUCCUCGAGGCAAAAAGCUGACAGCGCAUUUACUGAAAGCUCAUCAGCUCGGGAAAGCGAUGGGCUGUACCCGAUUGAGCUAUACUAUGCGGAAUGAUGGUUUCUUUCGCGUACAAAGCGAAUUGGUGUCAACGGCAAUAUCAACGGAGUUUUCUCGUCAGCAGCAGCAGCAACAACAACAACAAACGAGUUUACCAUCAACAUCACAGCAUCUUCCUCAAACAACGUGUGCAUCGUUUCUUAUCAAUCGUCUAUUGCAUGAUCGCGAAGAUGGAAAUCAACAAGCACCGUUUAGUCCUGAGUUCGAGCUGGAUAACUGGGACGAAGAUGAACCAGAAAACACUGAUCAAGACGACGAUGAUGAUGAGGAGGAGGAGGAGGAACAGGAGGACGACGACGAUGUCGAUGAGAAGGAUGACGACGACGUUGAUAAUGAUGAUGAUGAUGAUAUAACCGACUAUACUGAUUUGUGUUCAAGAGGAGCAAUACAAACGACAGAUAUCCUAUAG